Messenger RNA from Pecten maximus, 9236 nucleotides. RefSeq names its product centaurin-gamma-1A-like. Gene Ontology annotation, molecular function: protein binding; GTP binding; GTPase activity. Gene Ontology annotation, cellular component: nucleus. The coding region runs from base 657 to 3359 and encodes 900 amino acids. Lineage: Eukaryota; Metazoa; Mollusca; Bivalvia; Pectinida; Pectinidae. The record is from RefSeq and is a predicted model, not a curated record. The transcript has 24 exons.
CAUGAGGAUGAUCAUUCACAUCAUAUUGGUGAUACAACCUGGUCUGUGCUAACAGGUCUCUGGCAGGAAACUUUGUUCUUAGUUUAGUUUCAUAUACUGUCGUGUGUGCUGAACCAAUACUUAGUUUAAGUUAAUAUACCAGGUACCACCAGGAUGUAAACAAAUGUGAGAUGUUUCAUAGGAUAAAACAUACCUACAGGAUAUCUGAUUUCAUAUGAGGAUGUUUAAUGGAAUGUCUGUAAUCGUACAGAAAUAAGAACAACAGUUACUGGUGUAAAGAUCAAAUAUGAAAUACAUUUGUGGAUUGUAUAGAAAAAGCUGACCAUAACGUCAUUUGAUGGAUUUACUUUGAAUAUGUGGUGCCCAUGGGAAUUAUCUGCAGACCAAACUUGAUACACAUGGAGGGGACAGCAGCAGACCUUCACCUGGCCUCCUCUCACACUGGAGUUAGAACUGACUCUCUUCUGUAUAUUACGGAAUUCUAUUAACGAGAAAGAAAUAAUUUAAACCGAUCAGGGUCGCAGAUUUAUACAUAUUUAAUCUUUGAUGAAAUCUAUAUUUGAUUUGUUGUCAAUUGAUAAUUGGUGGAUAUUGAUGAAAGACACUGGGAAAUGUUUAUUUGUGGAUACUGUUGAGUAUGGGGAGGAGUUGUUAAAAUGCUGAGUACACUAAAGAGACUGUCCCUGCCCUAUCGCAGGACACGUACAGAUAGUUCGCUGCUUCCUAAACGACGCUCGUAUUCCUUUGUAAACAGUCAAGAAUGGACUCUCAGUCGAUCUGUACCCGACCUCAAACUGGGUAUCCUGGGGAGUGUCCACAGUGGCAAGUCAGCUCUAGUCCACCGGUACCUUACAGGAUCCUACAUGCAAGAGGAAUCACCAGAGGGUGGUCGCUUCAAAAAGGAAGUCAUCAUAGAUGGUCAGAGUUAUCUCCUCCUGAUAAGAGAUGAAGGGGGUGCCCCAGAAAUGCAGUUUACACAAUGGGUGGAUGCAGUCAUAUUUGUGUUCAGUCUUGAGAAUGAGAUCAGUUUCCACACAGUGUAUUCAUACUAUGCCAAGAUGGCCCACUACCGAAAUGCUGCCGAGGUCCCGCUCAUCCUGGUUGGCACACAAGAUUCUAUUAGCGAAAGCAAUCCUCGGGUUAUUGAUGAUACAAGAGCCAGAAAACUUGCUAAUGAUCUCAAACGGUCCUCAUACUAUGAAACUUGUGCCACGUAUGGACUCAAUGUGGAGCGAGUCUUCCAGGAUGCAUGUCAGAAGAUAGUGCAGACUCGGUACCCUUCUAUCCCACUCUCGGUACAGAAUGUGCCGAGCACGCCAGUCCAUGCCCAGCGUCACUUCUUUAUCACACAAGCUGUGCCCUCUAAACCCUACGACACUCAUAGUACAAGCAGUCAAUCAACGUCCAGCUCCGGUACGCUGGUAACCGGUACUACCAACAACACCUCAGGACAACAGAGUGUGGCACAGGUCCAACCCACAAUGAAGGAUGGCAAGGAUGGACAGAGCACCAAAGAAAAGGAGAAGUCUGAAAAGAAGAAAGAUAAACAGCAGCAGCAGCAGAUGCUAACAGAAUCUCAAGAACAGGAAGAGGAUCGUGUGGACUUUAACGAUAUACCCCCCUCUACACCCCUGUCAUCUCGUAAAAACAAGAAAUCCUCAAUCAUACAGAAGUCUAACUCCUUCAGCGGACCUGUUGAUAGACUGUUUUCUUCUCACCCGGUAUCAACACCGAUUCUCAGUCGGAAAAAUUCAAAGUUUCUCAAAAACACCUUUCUAACUGAUAAGCCUGAUGCCAGAGACUUGCCCACACCAAGCAGCACACCAACACAGAGUCGCAAAAAUAGGCGGCGCUCCAACCUUUUUAAUCCUAAGAAUAAAGAAGAAGAAAAGGUGAAAACAUUACCGGAGACGGAAAAGCUAGGCAGUGGACGUGUUAUACCUCUCAAACAGGGCUACUUAUACAAGAAGAGUCAUGGUUUAAACAAAGAAUGGAAGAAGAAAUAUGUGACUUUGUUAGAUGAUGCACGCUUGGCAUAUCACCCUAGUCUUCACGACUACAUGGAUGAUGUUCAUAAAAAGGAAAUAUCACUUAUGCAUACAACAGUAAAGAUUCCUGGUCUGCGACCACGAACAACGAAGACAGUCCCCAACUAUCCCCCUCAACACCCCAACCAGGAUCCAGCUAAUGGCCUGAAAAGCAAGAGUUCAAGGGACAAAGAAAACGUCAUGUUGACAGGAUUCGACAUUGUGCGAGAUCGUCAUCAUUCCAGUUCUGACAAUUCUAAUUCUGCACAAGGUAUACCUAAUGGAGAUGGUGUGUUUGCCAAACUAGGAGUGAACGGUAGCAGUGUAGGAUCUAAACUAGACACACCAAAUGUGAAGAAGCGGCACCGGCGAGCUAAGAGUGGGGGUCUAAAGAGUAUGGAGCCCGGAGCUGGGGAUGAAUCUGAUGGCUAUGAAUUUAUGAUAGUGUCUCUAGAAAACAAACAGUGGCACUUUGAGGCUAACAACCAUGAGGAGAGAGAUGACUGGAUCACAGCAAUAGAACAACAAAUAUUCACAGCUCUACAAGGAAACGAGAGCUGUAAAACAAAGAAAAUGUCUGCCACAGAUCCAGACACAAUACCCACCAUGCGCAACUCAAGAGGCAAUAGUGCAUGUGCUGAUUGUGGGGCACCAAAUCCAGACUGGGCAAGCUUAAACUUAGGAACCCUUAUCUGUAUAGAAUGUUCAGGGAUACAUAGAAAUUUGGGAACACAUCUGUCCAGAGUAAGGUCACUGGACUUAGAUGAAUGGCCACCAGACCUCACUAAAGUUAUGAUUUCAAUAGGGAAUUCUACAGCAAAUAGUGUUUGGGAGGCCCACCUAAAGGGCAGAACCAAACCCAGCCCAUCUUCGCCCAGAGAAGAAAAAGAGCGAUGGAUUCGAGCCAAAUAUGAUACAAAAGAGUUCUUACCACCAGCUCCUUACCUUGAUAUCUCUCUCAACCAGCAACUUAUUGAUGCAUUGGUUCGGGAGGACAUCAGAAACAUUGUACUAGUGCUUGGUCACAGCACGGCAGAGGACAUCAAUGCACCCUACAGCAAAGAUGAUGGUCGAACUGCCUUGCAUAUUGCAGCUGCUCUUGGCAAUGUUGUCUAUGUGCAGUUGCUUCUUUGGUACAGUGCUAACGUAAAGGUGGUGGACCAUGAAGGGAGGAAUGCACUUUGGUACGCAAAGAGCUCGGGAUCAACAGACUGUGUGGAGCUUCUUAUGAACAGUGGCUGUCCAGAACACCCUACAUUACCAAGGAGACGUGGCAGUGCGCAACCUGGCAAAAAUGACGUUUUUGAAAAAUUGCCAGCGAGCGUUAUAUGAGAUUAUACUAUACCUAAGACAUUAUAACAAAUUGUCUCCACACGUUACAUUGGAGGCUAUAGACAUAUCUCACUGCAGUGAUGGUUUCGUGUCUCAAGGCCCAGGAAACUUGUCUCUCAAAAUCUGAGGGAGGGCACAGUUUAAGCUGUGGGCGUCCAAGUCUGUGUUUCCUCUGACGAGAUCCUCAUGUACACUGCACGUGUGUAACAGAGUACAUUUAUCUCUGAAAGAGAUUAUGAAAGGCGAUAACACACACUUGAGAUAUAGAGUAGGAUCUUGCUCCUAAACCAGACAGAGGUGUCAGAUUUACUCCUAAUCCAGACAGAGGUGUCAGAUUUCGAUUGAAGCUCUAGUCAACAGUUUCUAACUGUCCUAACUGACCAUGUAACAUACUUUUGUCCAGUGCAUCUUGACAGUUAAACAAAACUCAGAAAACAUGUGCUUAAAAUAGAAAAGUGCUGCCUAGACCACUUUAGGUCAUGUGAUAAUUGUCACAUGAUCUCACAUCAGUUGAUACAUAUGAUCAUGUGACCUCGCAAUUACUAAACAAAUCCAUCUCUUUAUCUAUUGUAGGUAAGAAUUUAAUAAUUGUAGUUCAAUUUUCAAAACUUAUUGGUAAAUUAAAAAGUUAUGCUGUAGAUUUAAACAUUAAGUUCUCUUUGGUGUCAUUUAAUUACUGAGAGUAUGUUAGAAGACUGAUGAGCACCUGCUGAACGAGAAAGUAAAGCCUGCAGGAUUGGAUGAACUUACUGUUUUAUAUUGUGAUAUACACAUUGGUUAGUGAGAUUUCUCAGUACAAUGAUUCUCAGAUUUAUACAUUACUUUUUUAAGUGUAAUUAUGUCAGUCCAAAUGAUAAUGCGUUGUAGUACGCUGUACAUGGUUGUUGAAAACAAAAGUAUUGGGUUCUAGUGCAUAAAAUUUUUCUUAUUUAUUUUUUAUUCCGAAUCAUUCAAGUGUGUUAUUAGCAAGCAAGAGAAAGGAUGUAUGAGAUGUACCAUAGAAAGGUUCUAAGGUAUGAACAUGUCCAGCCUUAUACACCCAAACCUAACAUACUCAUUAUUCCACUACAAUACAUUGUUCUUGGUUUCAUAUUUCAUUUGAAAUCAAUAUUUUGUAUUCUACUGCAAUUUUUAUAAGCAUUAAAAAAUAUGAAGUGUUCAAAUACCAAAAUCAUGUGAAAAUUGAGAAACACAAAAUGUAUUGGUUUUGUAUAUGAGUUAAGACUGUGAUUUGUUCCCGUAAUGUUACCGUGCUUGCCUUUAAUUAAAAUAGGAAUUGGAAAGGUCUUGUCACCACAAGGACAAAUUAGGGAGUAUAUCCCUGUCGAGUUAGCGAUGUCACUGACAAUAAUGGAUGUUCCUUUUAAGUUAUUGAUGUCCUCAACAAUUUAAGGAUGUCGGUAUCAAGUAAGGGAUGUUCCUGUUGAAGUAGACAUGUUCCCGACAAUAUCGGGAUGUCCCUGUUGAGGUAGGGAUGUUCCUGUUGAAGUAGACAUGUUCCUGACAAUAUCGGGAUGUCCCUUUUGAGGUAGGGAUGUCCCCGACGAUAUUGGGAUAUCCCUGUUGAAUUAUAGAGGGUGACAGGGUCAAACAAUGUCCCUUUUCAAUUGCAAUAAGUAUUUCACUGCCUGAGAUGAUGUUUGUUUACAUGUUAAUGUCUAGCUGUCGUUGCUUGUGUUAUGGUGAACAUUGUGAUGUUAUAUGAUUCCUUGAGUAUGACUUAAACAUUGUCCUCACACAGCUAAGAAAGUAUUAUAGCAAUCCAUUCAUUGAUGUUUUGUGUUACUAUAGAAAUUUAUCUGUAAAAUGUUAAUCCUUUAAAUAGAAUAUUUACGAGUGGACAAAUACUGUACACAUUAACCUUAUUUUAUUGUAGGAAAACGGUAAUUUGUAUCGAAUAUACAUUUAGAAAAAAACAUUUUUAUAUCUUAAUACAUAAUUUGUGGUACACUUUUUUAACAUUUACAGUACGUAGUUAUGGAAAAUAGCCAAGUAUAUACAUUAGGUUGACAAAUGUGAUUACGAGUUAAUAAAGCAUGCUUAGAGAAGUGUUUGGUGAGGAUACACCUGAUAGUAACAGGUUUACACCCUCUGUCACGACCUCUCUCUGUCACGACCUCUCUGUCACGACCUCUCUCAGUCACGACCUCUCUGUCACGACCUCUCUCUGUCAUCCUGUUGUCGACCACUUCAUCCAGAAAACCCACUAACCACAGAUGUGCUCUGAUUGGAGGAUUUAAUACCUAUAAGUGUUCAGUUGUGACAGAAGGGCUGGGCACCCUGCUACAGUGGUUGUGUGAAGGUGUUGUCAUGGGGUACAAGUCUUGUUAAUGUCUCCUUAUUUAACUUUGUAGGUAUACUAUUUAUAGAUAGGGGUCUACUUAAUACAUUUCUAAUCUGUAAUAACAACAUAUCAUGUUGUUCACUUGUGCAUAACCAGUAGCUAUCAAAUCAUUUAAUUGAUUUUUACCAUUUUCUUUCACUAGGUACACUCCUCAGUAGCAAAGCUAUCUCUGGGUAACUAAAGUUCUUACAUGUCAAUGACGUUUCAAUGGUAAGAAGAUUUGACGACCAGACAGUGAGCAUUUCUUACAGAAUGAUGUAGUACUUGACUUUGAAAUCAAUAGUGCAUCCUUUAUCUUUCCAAAACGAUGUUCUGAUGUAUUUUAAAAGUGGAAUUGUGUUCAUUACUGUAUCAGUGUGUAAAUGGGGUCCUCCCAUGAAAAUAUUCUAAAUACCAGUAUUGUUUUCAUUUCUGCCACACAAGAUUUUAGUUCUCUGUAAACUUAGUGCAUUUCUUGUCAGUAUUUUGCUAAAUCACUCUAAAUCACAGCUUCUAAUGAUUGUUUUCUAUUAGCUUGUAUUAACUGUGUGCUAAUCCAUCAAUACAGUAACAUGUUCAAAUUUGAUAUUGAACUCAAAUCCAAGUUCACUCAAAUGGAUUUGUUUACGGUAAUUUAAUAUCUUCGAAAUCAUAAAACAACUUUCUCAUUAUAUUUGGUAUAUUACAUCAAGUUCUUACUACUAUAAUUUACAAACGUUAAGCAACUUUAAAGUUUCAUAUUGAAAAAUUUGAUUUUACAAAAGUUGUAAAAUGAGUUCAUUAUAAGACCUUACAGCUUGUUUAGGAGUCGGAGUCUGUAGAGCUGGGGCUGGUUGUUGAGUCUGUAGAGCUGGGGCUGGUUGUUGAGUCUGUAGAGCUGGGGCUGGUUGUUGAGUCUGUAGAGCUGGGGCUGGUUGUUGAGUCUGUAGAGCUGGGGCUGGUUGUUGAGUCUGUAGAGCUGGGGCUGGUUGUUGACUUAUAUUUUAUUAGAAAAUAAGUGGUAACUGUUUUGAGAACUUUAAAGAACAUGAUUAACUUCAUUAUUUAUCCCGUGAUGGGACUUCUGGAUGAACUAUGACUCAAAGAUAUAUCUUUUGUUUCUGUACAUGGAUGCUGGGAUGUACGGCUUUAAAGUUUUUUUAUAUGGAUGACCUUAAUUCAAGGUCGUAAAGAUAUUUUCUGCCUGAAGUUUAUCAAAGGUGUGGAAAGCCCGUCAAAUUGUCCAUCUUUUGGGGAAUUUCUAAAUUUUCAUAAUUUGUAAUAACAAAUGACCAGAAUGUUUGUUUGUGUGGAUUCUUGUAAAUGUCACAAGUGUGUCUAUUAAUCAAGCAGCUCCGAAAUCAUCAUUAACAAAGAUAUUUCCAGAUAUUACUGAAUUCCGUUAAGGUUUGAAACUCACUUGAUAAAUGAAGCAUUUCACUAUAAGGUAGCAUAUAUCCUUAAUACAAUCCAGGUUUACUUAUAUAUUCUGUACUGGUUGACAUGUUAUAUGCAGAGUUAAAAUACCCAGGAAGUAUAUUAAUGUCAGAACCCCAGUUAUUUUAACCGUUAAAAGAUUCUAACAUAUUCAUGUGCAAUAUAUUAAGAACAGAGUUGGUCUGGGGUGUUGUGUGUUAUGUAAAUGGAUAUGGGUUAUGUAUUAACACUACACAAUUAAGGUGUGGAUAGCUGUUAGGUCUAGUACAAAUUAUCAGUAUUCCAAACCCUAGACCGCAAUCAUUAAAACACAUUUACUUUAAAAGAUUCAUAAUCUAUUUAUAUAGUGUGAAUGACUCCAAGGAGAUUCUUUUAUUAAGACAUUAUGCAUUCAUGCCUAUUAUUUUACAAUUUAAUAUGAAGUAUUUGAUAACAGUUUUUUAUGGAUGUUUGUUUGAUAUAAAAUUUGAUGGGAGUCAAUACUACAACAAGGGAGGAAUUGUUAAUGUUUUUUAUUUAUAAUUAUAAACAGUGUUUAGGUCAAAGAACUAUACAGGUACACAAAUAGGGGAAGUAUGACACUAUUUAUUACACAUAGUGGGAUGUCAGUUUGGGGAGGGAUCAUUAUUUAUGUUUAACAUGUGUAAAUGUUUGGAGAGAUAUUAUUAUUUAUAUUGAAUGUGUCAACAUAUACGGGGAGAGAUCAAUAUUCAUGUUUCACAUGGAUGGAACUUAUUAUUUGACAAAUGUACAACAAGAAAAUUAUAGUCUACACCAGAAGUUACGUAAUAUCACAAGAAUAUAUAAAUAAGUUAAAGUAUUUAUAAACAAGACAAGUUCCAGUCAUGUGUACCAUAGAUAAAAGUCUUAUAAAAUAAUUAUUUACCAUAAUGAAAUCCAAAUUUAUUUUGUUGAAGUAAAUGCUAAACAAUAUUGUUCAUGAAAUGUUGAAAUUACACAAAGUUGUUAACACAAAACCUACACAUGGUUGUAAGGUGUUAACACAAAACCUACACAUGGUUGUAAGGUGUUAACACAAAACAUACACAUGGUUGUAAGGUGUUAACACAAAACCUACACAGGUUGUAAGGUGUUAACACAAAACCUACACAUGGUUGUAAGGUGUUACACAAACUUACAAAUGGUUGUAAGGUGUUACACAAAACCUACAAACGGUUGUAAGGUGUUACACAAAACCUACAAAUGGUUGUUAGGUGUUAACACAAAACCUACACAUGGUUGUAAGGUGUUAACAGAAAACCUACACACGGUUGUAAGGUGUUACACAAAACCUACACACGGUUGUUAGGUGUUACACAAAACCUACAAAUGGUUGUAAGGUGUUAACACAAAACCUACAAAUGGUUGUAAGGUGUUAACACAAAACCUACACAGGUUGUAAGGCGUUACACAAAACCUACACAUGGUUGUAAGGUGUUAACACAAAAUCUACACAUGGUUGUAAGGUGUUAACACAAAACCUACACACGGUUGUAAGGUGUUAACACAAAACCUACACAGGUUGUAAGGUGUUAACACAAAAACUACACAUGGUUGUAAGGUGUUAACACAAAACCUACACAGGUUGUAAAAGGAGGGGCCAAGAAUAUGGGUCAUAAUUCAUUUAGACAUACAUGUGGGAAUUAGAUGGAAAUCAAAUAUUGUAGGGCUUCUUAUCAACUCGAGAGUAUAGUCCAUCUUACCUCGGAGGUAUAUUAGAUAACCUACAAGAAACCAUCGCACCUGUGUAGCAAAUAUCUGUUACCUGUCAAAUCAAGAAAGAGGUGUUUCUAAUACAUGUAUGUGGUUUUAUCAUUGUGGGAAAAUAUUCAUGUUUAGCAAUGAAUUAACUUCUUUAAGAAUGAAAUACCAAAGGCCCUGAAUUCUGUGUCUGGGAUGUAUGUGUGUGCGAGUGAUAAGUUGUGCAGGACUGAGUGAGGUAGAUCAGACAUGUGCCCGUGUCUAGUAUGCUUGAGGUAAACGCGAAAAUAUGCUUGUCAUGUAUGAAUGAGGUAAAUGCUGUAUUCUCUGUAUAGAUACUGUAGAUAUUUAAAUUAAAACAAAUGUAAAUCUCAACUCUUGUACAGUUUCAACAGUGACAAUUAAAAUAAAAUCUCAAAAGAAGAAAAAUUUCGUAA